UCUUCAUGAUGUUUCCCUCUCCUUGGCCUUUGAGACAACAGCAACAACUCAUCUCUGAGCUCCAUAAGGCCCCAGAACCACCACUUGGGUUCUUCACGAGGCUGCCCUCUCUGGGACUCUUGAACCUAGACCCCCAAGUCCUGGCAGGGCACCUUGGAAAAGUACUAGGUUGGGAGUUCCCAGGUGUGCCCCCCCCCCCAUCUGCUACUAAGUCCCAUCCUCCCCCACCAAGGCCUCAGUUUCUCCCUUAUGUAAAAGUCAAAAGGUUGGACCUUGUGCCUUCCAAGGCCUGUUCCAGCGCUGACAACUGCUGCUGUGUUUUCCUUUACUCUUAGCAUGGACUGUGGGUGGGGAUAGGGGCUAGAUCAGGAGUCCUCACCACCACGUGUUUUUGGAGGCAGGUUAGAGGAUUGGGGAGGGCCUAAGAGAGGAGAAGCAAGGGUCAAGUGUGGAUGGGUGGAGCUAAGACUGGGUAGGGGGCAUGUACCUAUCCUAGGCUGACAGAGACCCCUUCUUCAAUCUGGCAUGCAGAGCAGCCAUCCCACCAUCUCACCUCCAUACUCCCCUACUGAAGUUCUUUUGGCAAAGAUACUAGUCUCUGCCAGAGGUUUUCUCUCAAAAUGGAACAGAAUGGAUGCAAUCAGGCAUUUGAGGUUCCACCUCAAAUGCCAUUUGUAGCUGUGAAAACUUGAGCAAAUUAUUUCUCUCCCUUUGAGGCUGGAAAAAGAGAGUUCCAACACCCAUGCUCACUGAGAUAUGGUGGCUGUAAGUUGUGUGUGUGGCCCCAUUGUUGUUUUUCUAAGGGUUUCCCCCAUCCCGAAAGUCCUUUUCUCUGGACCCUCCCACUAGCCCUGCUCAGACAUAGGGGGGGCAUUGUGUCUGUGGAAGCUUAAUGGCAGGUUCCAACAAUCAAGUCUGAGUCAUGGAGACACAUAAUGAUAACCCCUCGUGUCUGCCUCUGAUGGUGUUGUAUAUGCACCUUGUUCCAUGGGAACCACUGAGCAAUCUGCUGGGGACCUUAGGGGUCUCUUUUUGCCUGAUUGUGGACCCCAGAAGUGAACUUCUGCCAUUGUGAGAUGGAUCCUGAAAUGUAGCAGGAACUCAGGCAGGAUGAUUCCACUGGCCGAGUUCAAGCAGUUCUCAGAGCAGCAGCCUGCCUUCAAGUUGCUCAAACCCUGGUGGGACGUACUGGCCGAAUACCUCACAGUGGCUAUGCUCAUGAUCGGGGUCUUUGGCUGCACCCUCCAGGUGACACAGGACAAGAUCAUCUGUCUGCCCAGUCAUGAACCCCGGGAGAACUUAUCUGAGGCCCCGUGUCAGCAACUGUUGUUGCAGGGGGUCCCUGAACAGAUGGAGGGUCUCCAGGAAGUGAGCGGCCUCAAAAAUAACUUGGACCUGCAGCAGUACAGCUUCAUUAACCAGCUCUGCUAUGAGAAGGCCCUUCAUUGGUACCCCAAGUACUUUCCCUACUUGGUUGUCAUUCACACACUCAUCUUUAUGGUCUGCACUAGCUUCUGGUUCAAGUUCCCUGGCACAAGCUCCAAGAUCGAACACUUCACCUCUAUCCUGGGCAAGUGUUUCGAUUCACCAUGGACCACACGGGCUCUGUCUGAGGUCUCGGGGGAGAACCGUAAGGGCCAUGCCACUGGACGAACAACAGCAACUGUGGCUGCUGAGGCAGGGCCAGGGAAGGUGGGGGAGGGUGAAAAAGAGAAGGUGCUGACAGAGCCUGAGAAGGUGGUGACUGAGCCACCAGCUGUUACCCUGUUGGACAAGAAGGAGGGGGAACAGGCCAAAGCCCUGUUUGAGAAGGUCAAGAAGUUCCGUGUGCACGUGGAAGAGGGGGACAUUUUAUACACCAUGUACAUCAGGCAGAUGGUGCUCAAAGUCUGCAAGUUCUUUGCCAUCCUGGUCUACAACCUCAUCUAUGUGGAGAAGAUAAGCUUCGUGGUGGCCUGCACAGUGGAGACUUCAAGGUUCACGGGCUAUGCCAGCUUCUGCUGCAACCACACCAAGGCCCACCUCUUCUCCAAGCUGGCUUUCUGCUACAUCUCUUUUGUGUGUGUCUAUGGGAUCACCUGCCUCUAUACACUCUAUUGGCUCUUCCACCGACCCCUCAAGGAAUACUCCUUCCGCUCUGUUCGGGAGGAGACUGGCAUGGGUGACAUUCCCGAUGUCAAGAAUGACUUUGCCUUUAUGCUGCACCUCAUCGACCAGUAUGACCCGCUGUACUCCAAGCGCUUCGCUGUCUUCCUCUCCGAGGUCAGCGAGAGCCGCCUGAAGCAGCUCAACCUCAACCAUGAGUGGACACCUGAGAAACUUCGGCAGAAGCUGCAGCACAACACCAAGGGCCGGCUGGAGCUGGCGCUCUGCAUGCUCCCAGGACUGCCUGAUACCGUCUUUGAGCUCCGUGAGGUCGAGGCACUCCGCCUGGAGGCCAUCUCUGAUAUCACUUUCCCCCCAGGCCUGUCACAGCUGGUGCACCUGCAGGAACUCAGCUUGAUCCACUCUCCUGCCAGGCUACCCUUUUCCUUGCAGAUCUUUCUGCGGGACCGCCUGAAGGUCAUCCGUAUCAAGUGUGAGGAGCUCCGCGAGGUGCCUCUCUGGGUGUUUGGGCUGCGUGGCCUGGAAGAGCUGCACCUUGAGGGGCUCUUUCCCCCAGAGCUGGCUCAGGCAGCUACCCUUGAGAGCCUCCGAGAGCUGAAGCAGCUCAAGGUGCUAUCUCUUUGGAGCAAUGCCGGCAAGGUCCCAGCCAGCGUGACUGAUGUGGCUGGUCACCUGCAGCGGCUUAGCCUGCACAAUGAUGGGGCCCGCCUGCUGGCCCUUAAUAGCCUCAAGAAGCUGACGGUGCUACGGGAGCUGGAGCUGGUGGCCUGCGGGCUGGAGCGCAUCCCCCAUGCAGUCUUUAGCCUAGGUGCACUGCAGGAACUUGACCUUAAGGACAACCACCUGCGGUCCAUUGAGGAGAUCCUCAGCUUCCAGCACUGUCGCAAGCUGAUCACGCUCAGGCUAUGGCACAACCAGAUCGCCUACGUCCCCGAACAUGUACGUAAGCUGCGGGUCCUUGAGCAGCUCUACCUCAGCCACAACAAGCUGGAGGCCCUACCCACCCAACUGGGCAUGUGCUCUGGCCUCCGCCUGCUGGAUGUUACCCACAAUGGGUUACACUCCCUGCCACCUGAGCUGGGUCUCCUGCAGAACCUGCAACACCUGGCUCUCUCCUAUAAUGCCCUGGAGACCCUGCCUGAUGAGCUCUUCUUCUGCUGUAAGCUUCGGACGUUACUCCUGGGCUACAAUCAACUGACUCAGCUGUCUCCCCAGGUGGGGGCCCUCAGGUCCCUCAUCCGCCUGGAGCUCAAGGGCAACAGGUUGGAGGCUCUGCCAGAAGAACUGGGCAACUGUAGAGAGCUAAAGAAGGCUGGGCUUCUGGUGGAGAACAGCCUUUAUGAGGGCCUGCCAGCAGAGGUUCGAGAGAAGAUGGAAGAGGAGUAAAGCCAGGGAGGGGCAGGUUGCAGUAGAGGCUUUCUGGAUGCUUCCAUCCCAAAAUCUCUACCACUGUCUUUACCACUGAGGUGGCCAGGUGAGCCCAGGCCAGGAGAGGAGAGGAGGAGCAGACAUGUCAGCCCAUGGGGCCCAGGCAAGAUCUUGGGACUGGUUUAUCUGGGGAGAUGGGAAGCUGUGGAUUUGGGGUGGAAUGGCAUGGAGAGAUUAACUCAGUCAUAGAUUCUCAGACCAAAACCACAUCUGUGUCUUGGCUGGCUGGCCUGCCUCAGCCCUGGGCCAGAACUUCUGCCCUCCCCCUGGACAUUCUAGCUCAGUCAGUGCCACAAAAGGGGGUGAGGACACAACCCGAUAGGAUUUCAAUCUUCUCCCCCCUACCAAAGCUUACAUCGGGGGUUCUCUCCCAAGGUGUCACAGACACAAGGGACCAGCACACACUGCCCUGACUUGAUGUUAUUUCUCUUAUUUGGCAAUGCAUCAAAAUCAACAUUCCCAGAAAACAUCACAGGUCCCACCCCUGAAAGUCUGACUCAGGAGCUUUGGCUCGAGGCCAGGAACUUGCCUGUCAAUAAGUGCUCCAGGUAACCCUGAUGCCUGUGGUCCUAGACAUUUAUGUUGGGAAAUGCUGACCUACAGAGGAGGUAUCUAGAGCAGGAAUUCUGAACCCUUUUUAGGUCCCUAGACCCUUUGAGAAUCUGAUGAAAGCUGGACACCUCUUUCCUCAAGAAAAUGCCUGUGUACACAUACAUGCACAAUUCUGUAAACAAUUUCAGGCAGUCAACUCCCCAAGGACUAUUCAUGGGUGUCCUAAGGAUUGUAGACCCCAGGUUAAGAACACCUGCUGUGGAGGAUACAUUUUUAAAAAUAAAUAAUACUAAUUAUCAGAA
Myotis brandtii (Brandt's bat) is the source of this 4388-nucleotide messenger RNA. RefSeq names its product leucine rich repeat containing 8 family, member E (gene LRRC8E). Gene Ontology annotation, molecular function: protein binding. Lineage: Eukaryota; Metazoa; Chordata; Mammalia; Chiroptera; Vespertilionidae. The transcript is spliced from 3 exons. The record is from RefSeq and is a predicted model, not a curated record. The coding region runs from base 1111 to 3492 and encodes 793 amino acids.